Molecule: messenger RNA, 1182 nt
Organism: Hydractinia symbiolongicarpus
Lineage: Eukaryota; Metazoa; Cnidaria; Hydrozoa; Anthoathecata; Hydractiniidae
Product: tigger transposable element-derived protein 6-like
Exons: 1
Coding region: 1-1182 (393 amino acids)
Cellular component (GO): nucleus
Molecular function (GO): DNA binding
Source: RefSeq, a predicted model, not a curated record
AUGGCAAUGUCGAAGCAGCAGCUUGCUGGUAAACUAGCGAAGAAAACUUUAUCAUUAGAUGAUAAGAUCAAGUUUUUGGAUUUCGCCAAAAAAAAUCCAGAACUUGGAUGUAGAAAACUAGCAGACAUUUACAAGAUUGGAAAGACAGCCGCAGCAAAUAUUUUAAGAGACGAAAAGAAAAUUCGUGAACAACAUGAAAUUUUUCGUGAGAAAACAAAAAAACGUAACCGCCAUGGCAAGUAUCACAAGAUAAAUGAGAUCUUAUUCGAAUGGUACAAAAGAUGUUGCGCUUCUAACAUCUACCCUAAUGGUGUAAUGCUUAAAGAGGAGGCGUUGGAAAUUAAGGAAAAACUUCAGAACAGCGAUUUUGAUAAUUUCUCCGCCUCUGACGGUUGGUUGGAUCGUUGGAAAACAACAUAUUCCGUCAAAGAACGUCGUAUUGUUGGUGAAGCUGGUGACGUUUCUACAGAAACGGUUACUUCCUGGAUGGAGAGGAUCAAAGAAUUGGUUGAAGGUUAUUCACUAGAAAAUAUUUGGAACAUGGACGAGUCUGGCUGUUUUUUUAAAGCUCUACCGGCCAAAGGGUUAGUGGAAAAAGGAAAACAAGCAAAAGGAAGCACAAGGAAAAAGUCAAAGCUUAGAUUAACUGUCGCUUUUUUUGUAAAUGCAGCUGGGGAAAAGAUCGACCAGCCUGUUGUUAUCUGGAAGAGUAAAGUCCCGCGUUGUUUUAAAAAAUUGAAAGAUCCAUCGCGUCCAGCUAACGUUCACUACUUUUCAAAUCCUAAAUCUUGGAUGACAUCUCAAGUAAUGGAAACUGUACUGGCACGUUUUAACAGAAAACUUUUAUUUGAGGACAGAAAAGUUAUUCUUUUUCUGGACAACGCCACCUGUCAUCCGGAGUCAAUGAUAGGCCAGUUUUCACAAAUCAAAAUCAUUUUCUUACCGAAGAACACAACUUCAAGGCUUCAACCACUCGAUGCAGGGAUCAUCCAAAACUUCAAGGUGAAGUACAGAAAAAGACUGGUCAAAUACGUGCUUGCAAGGAUCCAGGAGAAUAAAUCUGCAACUGAAAUUAUCAAGAGCGUAGACAUACUUAUGGCUAUUCAAUGGGUUCAAGAUGCGUGGAAAGAAGUAACCAACUUGACCAUCAAAAAUUGUUUCGAGAAAUGUGGCGUAGUUUAA